AUGUUGUUGUUGUCGUUGGUGUUGUUUUGGUCACAGUCAUCCUGCAUUGAUUCCCGCCCAACUACAUUGUCGACAUUCAGAUGUAUCACAAAUGGCAAUUUCACUCUUUUCAACUUUACUUCUGGCCAACUAAUACAGAACCAGGUGAGCCCAUUCGUCGUCGACCUCCUCCAAUGCUCCGGCAAUGAUUACAUGGUCAUGGUCCAAGGGCUUGGUACGGACAUGUCUAUAUCCAUCUUUAACGGUCAGACUGGAGAACUGACGACAAAGGCUAUGUUCAAUGAAGAGUUGGCAAACGAUGGUUUUAUCAUCUAUCAAGUCAACUCUGUAGACCUUGAAAGUGGACUGGCAUUGGCCACCUAUUGCGACAAUACCUCAGUGUCAAACCUCGCAAUCUUUGAUCUGAACAAUCAAUCAGUUGUGAACAUUCCAUUUAAAGGUAACAAAUGCAUGUUAUAUGCUUAUGGCCAAUAUGACAGUACAACUCAUUUGUACUAUCUGUAUGGAUACAAUGUGUCGAUCUUUACCGGCAUCCCAAUCUUCUCGUUGCCAAUAGGCAUAUACUCGUUGAAGACCAAGACAUUUGAAUACGUGGAGAUACCAUAUUACCUGGAUAUGAUCGGCGGCAGUGUUCAACAGCUCUAUAUGUAUCAGUCUACAUUGUAUGCCUGCAUCCAACAGGACAAACACAUUGAAAUUGGCGUACUGGACAUUAGCGCCAAGAAGUUCAAGAGAGUGUUUAAAGUGGAAACCAACACCAAUGCUCAGUUUGCGUUUGAUCAAUCCGGUUACAUUGUUUCAUUAGUUGUGAAUCAGAAAGACACUUCAAUUAUCUACCUAGUCUAUUCCACCGAUUUACAAACACAUCAAUCCACCAUGAACAUCUUUCCACAGUUUCCCUUCGACAUUGAGUCCCGCAUGCUGUGCGCUCAAUAA
Molecule: messenger RNA, 936 nt
Organism: Acytostelium subglobosum LB1
Lineage: Eukaryota; Evosea; Eumycetozoa; Acytosteliales; Acytosteliaceae
Exons: 3
Coding region: 1-936 (311 amino acids)
Source: RefSeq, a predicted model, not a curated record